Molecule: messenger RNA, 4505 nt
Organism: Misgurnus anguillicaudatus (oriental weatherfish)
Lineage: Eukaryota; Metazoa; Chordata; Actinopteri; Cypriniformes; Cobitidae
Gene: entrep3
Product: family with sequence similarity 189 member B
Cellular component (GO): membrane
Source: RefSeq, a predicted model, not a curated record
AAAUGACAGAUAAGAGAUUUAGAUACCAUAACUGUAAAUAACAUAUGAUGCAUGCGCACACUUGAAGUUUGGCGCGAUUACGUAGCUCACGGCGCAGUGAUGCUCAUGUCCGGGAUACGGACGGGACGGGAGUCCUCGUGACUGCGGGAGGGAAAGGGAGAGAGAAUCUAUCCAGGAUAAACUGCCUCUAAAAACAUGUAUUCAUAUUAUUUUCAAAGAGUUGUGCGUUACAUCGUUUGAAAAUGAGAACAGCAUAGCCGGUUGUUUUCUGGAAACUGUUUCGGCGCGAGUGUUUUCUUUUUGCGAUCUUUUUCGUUUGAUACCGUUAGCGUUUUGCUUCAUGAGACGUCUUAUCCAGAUUCGUGCUGGGGCUGCGAGGCUCCCUAGUGGAAACGCAGUCAGUACACGCUAAUAUGUGAGGUGGGCUGAGAUUGUUUCUUUGGUCCUGCUCCGCGCAUCCUCUUCUCUGGAGUAGAAGGCCAAACCUGCACAGCUGGCCUGCGGAUGCGGCAGCCACUCGGCCUGCUAAAAGCUCGGGAUACCGCAAUGCCGAGGGGAUGGGGAGAGAGAGAUGGCAGGUGGGCGAUGGAUGGAGAUUCAUGGGAUAUUGGAGUAUGCAGAUGUACGACGCCAAGAAUAAAUGCUGACACAACAUAAUAUCGAAGUUCACUAUUACCCUUGGACGUAAUGCUAUCCAAACCAUAGCAUCUCAUGACGUGUUCUGUAUGGUUCAGAUCGGAAUGUAUGGUUUUUCCAUUGUAUGUAUUCAGAAAAGUAGGGUGUUUUAUGCUUGAUCUUUCCCAGUUCUGGAUGAUAUUUUUGGGACGAUAUCCCAUAUGCUUUAAACUGAGUUAAAAAGCCAUAUAAAGACGCAAUGCCUUCACCGUCGGACUCCAGUAGCGUGGCUUCAAUGUCAGGGUCCCGAGGUCUGUCUGGUAGUCGCAGAGCAAUGUCUGGGAGGACAAGUGCACGUGUGUUGCUUUACCUGGGCUUGUGUCACCUUGCCUUAGGGGCAAUGGUGCUGGCAUUUAGCUUCACAAGUCUGGCUUUCACCUCAUCACCCCGGGUCAGACAGUCUUGUCCUUUUUGGGCUGGCUUUUUCGUUGUAGCUUCAGGAGUAGUGGGUGUGAUAUCAUGGAGAAGGCCUUUCACUCUUGUUGUGUCCCUGUUUAUGCUGCUGUCUGCAGUUUGUGUAAUUCUGAGUCUGGCUGGUUCGAUGCUGUCAUGUCAGAAUGCACAGAUGGUCAAAUCUUAUCUUACCUGUCAGAUGGAGAAUGGGCUGUGUCUUUGCUGCGACCCCAAGCAGACAUGCUCACCAUCAGAAGAUGAGACACUGGUGCUGUACCAACAUGCAGAUUGCCACGCUGUGCGUCACCAGCUCAAGGAUCUGCUCUUUAGUGCCUGCGGUCUCAGUAUUCUCUCCACCAUUAUCUGCACUCUGUCAACUGUCACUUGCAGCAUCCAUAUCUUCUCUUUGGACCUGAUGCAUCUGUUGGCUCCCCAUCGCUCUCGCUCCGUUAACCCAGAAUGCACCACUCCUCAGGAUGCAUUUCUCAGUAACAUGAUGGACUUUGAGGAGUUUGUUCCACCCAUUCCUCCACCCCCAUAUUACCCUCCUGAAUACACCUGCAGCUCUGAGACUGAUGCACAGAGUGUCACAUAUAAUGGAUCAAUGGAGAGUCCAGUGCCUCUAUACCCAACUGACUGCCCCCCUCCUUAUGAGGCAGUGAUGGGUCAAAGGGCUGCUAGUCAGGCCACAGUGUAUGACACUCAAGCUGGUGAACUAUCUGGAGAGAGAGUAACAUCUACAGCUUUCAGUGGUGAAGUGUCUAUGGACAGUGGCUCUCUGUUGAUGUCUGAGAUUGUGGAUAUUCCAGAUGACAGUUCCCCGUCUGAGGAUUCCUGUCUCAUGGAAAUGGCAAUAGGUGUUCGGGCGCGAUCACGAGGUGUCAGUGAGGGAGGGGAGGGGGGAGAGCACGUCAGCUUUUGUUGUUCUGCACAACAUCCAGAGGGAACCGUGGUGGCUCCUCCAGGCAAACGCUGUUUCAGAGGGGAAAGAUCGAACUCCUGCUCCUCUCCCAGCACAUACAACACUUCCACUUACAGGUCACCAGUCCUGAGGCGUCAAGCUCUGUUGGCAAGUAGUUGCUCUCAGUUGGAGUUGUUAGCGAGGUCUCGACACACCUCUGUCCCAGAAAUUCGAGUUCGUCCCUGCUCGCCCUCGCAACGAGAUUCUUCCUCUGCUUUUACCAACCCACCUACCACAGCCCAUUCAAGUGCCCCCCAAGACAAUCCAGACCACACAGCCCCUGCUCUUCAUCCACACCCAUAUAUCCAUGAGCAAAUUUUCCGGCCUCGAAAAGACAGCGAUAGCUUUUUUCCCCUUGUGAGGUCACACAGUGAACCAGGGCUUAGCUCUUCAAAUGACACAGGUGAUUUAAGUCUCUCAGGAGGCAGUAAACUCAUCAGUGAAGGAGGGUCACAGACCUCUUCAGAAACCGGGCCAUCAUUUGGAGCGGCAUUGCUGCCCCGCUCCUCUCUGGCGCUUCCUGCAUCCCUGCCCAGAAAGGGCAGCAUUAAGGCUGUGAGCAGCCGGCUGCCAUCAAAACAGGUUCCUGCGACCUCGCUCCGUUUACCCAAAGACUGUGCACGUUCACUUGGAGACCUAAAGGUCACCAGGGUUUUAGUGCAGCGUUUUCUGCAAAGAUCAAAGCGGAAUUUAGCUCCUGCAACUGAACAUGCUGGAAACUUUAUUCAGGGGUCUAAAAGAAGGACAGGAGGCGAGGGAAGUUUGCCUUUAGAGCAGGUUCUUCGUAAUUCUUUGGGAGCCAGCAGGGGGCAGCAGCAGCACGUCCACCACCACUGCCGUGGACAUCACCACUCUCAUAGCGACAGUCGCCAUAACGCCCGACACCAUGACGAUGACCCCGUGAGUGCCGGAGGGAUCCACUUGCGUAGCUGCGGAGACCUCAGCUCCACAUCUGUAGCCACGCUGCGCAGGCUCCACCCACCGCCGCACGGCUCAUCAGGGGCUCUUUUCUCAGAAUCCGCCCUUUGAAUUGGUUUAAAGGAAUUGCUGUGUUGAUUACUCUGGAAUUCGGGAGAGGAGCAGGGAAUAGUUGCAAUAGCAAACAAUGAUAGCAGGAAAACAGUGUAGCAGUGAGAACAUUUAUCUCGCAGAUGGGGUUGUUGAGACCUGACGCAGAUAAAUAUGCUGUUUGAAUAUGAGGGUUGUAGCUGUUAUAACACCUGCACUAACUAACCUUCAGACUCAUUGCUCUCUGUGCCUGACAAAAACACUGGUGCUGUUUUGCAAUCUCUCCUGUCUUUCUUUUUCCCUUUCUUCAUGCUUUUUUACAUCUUCGGACAUAUUCAUCUGCUCCUUUGUGUUUACGAGCAUUGGAAAGAAUGCAGCUUAUCAUAUUUACAGCAGUCAUGCAAUUACAAACAUACACAUGAUGCAUGCUCACACGCACACUUGGAGUGCGGUGUUAACUCUUGUGUAACUGGACACAAUGCUUUUUACUCUGGCCAUCUCUUACACCUUAACCUUUUACAUAGUGUAGCAAAAAAUAACCUUACAUAUGUAUAUCUCAUGGCUCUGUGUUUAACCUCACAUGACUGUUUAAUUCAGCACUUGAGGUUGAUGUAUUUAAAUCCAUUGUUUUUAUUAGAAGCGCAUGUAACUGGGCUAAUUCAUUUGGAGCUUCAAUUUUUUUGCAUCUGUCUGUCUUCACAUUGUGGACUCAAGAUUCAGUGUAAUAGUUUCUUACAGAAUGCCUCUGCAUGUUUUGAGAAGGCAUGUUGGUUUUCUUUCUUAUUGCACAAUCACACACAUGCUUAUUUAUUGCACUGGUACAAAUCUAAAUGCCACUAAUGCAAAGAAAUGUUUAAGGAGAAUCUAUGAUUCUCUGGCAAUAAACAUACUUGUAACUUAUGCAGACCUUGAACUAUUAAGUUCUGAAAGAUAUCUGUUAAGACUAAAGUUGAGUACAAAAGGCUGAUAUGUUCAAGGAUUUUUCAUUUUUUUGAAAAGUGUGGAAAUAAUAUAACAGUGGAAAGAAUGCCGUAGACCUCUAUAAAGAGGAUAAAUCAAAUGUACUAAUUGUGUUGUGUUCUGAAAUGAUGUGUAUAUAAAGGAAUAAUAUUACAGUUGUGGAUUGUUUAAAGGAUUCUGGAAUGCUUAGCUAAUAGCUUUGAAUGGGAAGCAAUGCAACUAAUGCAUUAAUACAAUUGAUAUAUAUGUAAAUAACUUUAAUGCACGGACCCUUAUGCUCAUACACACAUUCUGUAACUUACUGGAGCACUGAAAACAAUUCUGAAACAGAACUUGAUAUUCUACCUCUUGUCUUGCAUACUGACAUGCUACAGCUGAUUGGAAAUAUAAUUUAGGGAUUUUAUGAGUUAUUUUGGGAACAUUAAAUCAGCUUUACUUCAUGAACUUUUAAUGCAAGUUAUGUAAAAAUUAAAAGAAUUCAUGAAUAAAUGUAUACACAGAAACUUUA